Fonsecaea nubica is the source of this 3606-nucleotide messenger RNA. RefSeq lists its product as hypothetical. The coding region runs from base 1 to 3606 and encodes 1201 amino acids. Lineage: Eukaryota; Fungi; Ascomycota; Eurotiomycetes; Chaetothyriales; Herpotrichiellaceae. The record is from RefSeq and is a predicted model, not a curated record. The transcript is spliced from 13 exons. Gene Ontology annotation, molecular function: heme binding; iron ion binding; monooxygenase activity.
AUGUCCAUCAUGCUCAAGCACUCUCUGGUGCCUCCAGAAAUCUCGGUCGUCACAGGACUUGAGUAUGGAUUUAUCCUCCUUCUCCUCACAGUCGCGGGCAUCUGUUGGACUUACCGUAACAAGGGCGUCUGGGCAUCAUCCUCGGCCAAUGCAAAAUGGAUUGCGAGUCCAAAGGGAAAGCCGUUCACAGGAAAUCUGAACGAUCUCCGAACAAAUGGCGCCGCCAGCUGCGAGGCCUGGUACUCUUUGUACAAGCGAUACGGACCUGCCUACGAAAUGACAGUUCCGUUCUUUCGCAUGCAUAUCAUCAACCAUCCCACUUAUCUCGAGCAUAUUCAGAAGCAUAACAGCAAGAACUACAUCCGCGGCAAAUUUGCCAGGAACAUGUUUGGUCCGCUUCAUCGAAGUGGGAUUUUUGUUGCGGAUGGCAUGGAAUGGCAAACGCAACGCAAAGCUGCCUCUCGUGCAUUCAGCAAGCGCAACUUCGAGACACAUAUCACUCAAUCCGUUCAUUAUUGGCUGGAUAUCUUUACCCGCCUCCUCUCUAACCUGGCGAAGGAGCAAAGAGAGUUUGACUUCCAGGAACUGAUGGGCCGUCUCAUGUUCUGCCUCUUUCUGCGAAUUGCCUUUCACGAGGAUAAGCUCGCUUUGGACAUCAUGUCUGAUGAUCCGAAGUGCCUGGAAUCAAAACCAGCUUUUGUCGAGGCAUUUGAUCAAGCUACUCAUUUAUUUGACCGGAGAAGACGAGACCCUCUAUGGAGAAUAACCGAGAAGCUCUCUGGAGAAGAUGCCAUCACCAAAAGAGCUGUGGAUCUCUUUUAUCAACAGAUUGAUUUUCUGAUCGAGAAGCGUCUCAACUUAAUGAAAAAUGGCUACAAACCCAACCCAGACGCUGGUGUUGACCUCCUUGACCUAUUUUUGCAAUCGACAACUGAUAAAUAUACUCUGGGUGGAAUGGUGUUUUCGUUUCUGUCAGCGGGUCGGGAUACAACGACCUACAAUACCUCUUGGUUCAUGAAGGAGAUUCACCAUCGGCAAAACAAACAUCUCAAUGCUUUGGAGAAGAUCCGUGCUGAGGCAGAGGACCUUGGCUUCACCAGUGGCCACCUCAACUACACGGAUGCGCCGAGAUUACGGUUCACGAAUGCUAUGUGGGAUGAAUGCACUCGACUCAACACUGUUUCUCCAGCUGGCCAGUUGGAGGCGGCCGAGGAUGACAUUCUACCCGCGGUCCCUGAGCUCAAUAUGCCUCCCCGUCGCAUUAAGAAAGGUGAUGUUGUCAGCUAUCAGAACUAUGUUAUGGCCCGCAUGCCUGAAAUCUGGGGAGAGGACGCUGCGGUUUUCAACCCAUACCGGUGGCUCAAGGAGAACGGGGAAAGCAUCUCAUACAGUCCAUUCAAAUAUCACGCUUGGAAUGCUGGGCCGCGCAGUUGCCUCGGACGGCCACUGGCUACGUAUGAGGGCAUCACUAUUACAGUGGCAAUCCUUCAACGCUUUGACAUCAUUCUCUCAGACGACAGCAGAAUGUAUAAACCACUUGCUGCCAUGAACAUGGUGAUUCUACUAUCAAAUGCGCAUGCUCACGACAUCUCAGUUCUCCCGGUGCGAAGACGCAGAGGCCGGCCUCCGAAAAGGCCGAGACAUAAUGUUGGAAAUGGUGAUCUGUCUGCAGCAGCGGCGACCACAGAUAAUUACGGCUUUGAUUUGCCAUACUCAGUCAGCAAAGAAAGCCAGUCUUCGUGGCCGUCACUGAUGGGGUCGUUUGAGCCCGUGGCGGGAAGCAGAGAAGAAGCUACUACGACGCCCAGUUCUCGAGGGAGUCAUGGCCACCGACAAAUACCAAGCUAUGACCAGCAAAUGGCCAGUCAAACACUAGCGACCUUUCCGUUGAGAAAUACAUCAGAUGCAAUACGACUUUUGGACCAAGAUCGAACAUCCUUCGGCUCCGAACAAUCUGACAAUGUGGAUGUGCUGGGUGUCGGCACUUCCAGGCCACAGUUUUUCCUGCUUCGAGAGGGCUUUAUAGACGAGUCAACCUUGUUCAGACUGUUCAACUUCUACCUUGGCUCGUUGCAUCCCAUGAUGCCGCUCAUUCCUUAUGAAAGGAGACCGACAACAUCAGAGCAAAUCCUCACAAUGGCAGCCCGAGAGCCACACUUUGUGGCGGCGAUUCUUGUAGUGACCACAGGUCUGCUGGGUGAAUACACUCUUCAUCACCAUUUGUGGCAGAGAGUGGAGAGGCUCUUUGCCCAAGUCGCCAUCAUGGGGACGAAUGAAUCGCUGGAGAUGAUCGAAGGAUUGUUACUACUUUCGGGUACAACGACCCUGGUUUCCAAAUCCAUCUCAGCAAGGGACAUGCUGAGAUAUUGUGCAGAAUACCCACCAAAUAUGGGCCACAGCAAAGGACUGGGGUUCGAAGAUCGAAUGUGCUGGAUGACAGUCGGCACUGCCGUCAGGCUAGGUUACCUACGGGGCCUCGAGCAGCUGGUCAUGCAACCGGACGAUAUUGAGGAGAAAUUUGUGGACGACCGCGGUAGAGGGAAGAUUGUAUGGACCUGUAAGGCAAUUCUGCGACCAGCCAUGAGUGCUCGCCCAGCUAAUCAGUCACAUCACUUCCAGAUUGCUAUUGUCUCGAUCGGCAAAUAUCAAUUCGUGUCGGAAAACCAUUUUGGCAUCGAAGUGCGUCCCGGGAUGACUAUUCAACAUCUCCACCUUGACCCUGCCGAUGACUUUCCCCAGAUGCGCGAAAUCGAGGGCGUCCAAGAUGAUCAUGCAGCAUACUUGCAGUGUCUCAUGCAUCUAACGCAGGUAUUGAGCAACGCUCACGACCUAUUAUACCCCUCGAAAAGCCACUCACUCGCCAUCGCGAAAUCGGAGCAUUACUACAAGCACAUUGACGAGUUUACAGAAAGACUGAUGGGCAGUGUGGACGCCCGCUUCAUCGUUGAGGCAAUGAAUGCAGGGGCUGAUGUGCUACGCUUGGCCAUAGGCAGGUUCCAGCCAUCUGGGGCUUUGGCAUAUCUUCCCUUGCGAUUCUUUCACUUCUUCACGCAUGCGGGCGUAUUCCUCCUCAAGGCAGCGGUGAUUGUCCCAUUACCACCGUCGCAGAAACGGGCGAUCCUUCACCUGAUCCGAGGCCUCAUCAAAUGUAUGUCGACGGUCUCGUCAGACCACAGACAUCCCGCCAUCCGCAAUUCGUCUGCUCUCGACGGGCUGUUGAAACGUAUAUACCGCGAUCAUGACAUCCAAACUCCAGUGGUCACCUGUCCGUCCUCACCCGGUGUUGCCCCAUCCGGUCCUGCGGCUAGCUCGACAGUUCCUGGUGUAACUACGAAGCUACGCCCCAGUGAAACUGACUUGCACACCUUUCUUGGGAAUCGUGAAUCUCCGUUUGUCGCAGAGCGGCCAUUGCAGGAGCUUGCGGCCGACAUCGACGCCAGCUUCGGCCAGGAAACGGACAGCCUGGACAUAACUCUGCCUUUGGGCAACGAAAGUGCCGCCCAUGGUCUACCUCCGCUUGUGCCUGCGUCAGAUAUAUUUACGUCGCUCUUCAACUAUGACGACAGGGAGUUUUGGGGAGCAUUCACUCCAACGACCUUGGAUUAA